AUGCUCAGCAAUAAGAAACGCGUCGGACAAACAAAUUCAAUUACAUCAUGGGUUAAACGUGUAAAAACUGAUUCUAAUGAAUCGUCAGAAACAGAAAAUACAUCAAUCCUUGCCGGUGAUUUACCGAUAUUGAAAUCUGCUGAUGUAAAAGUUACAUGUACCUCAAUGUCCUCAACUAUUACUUCUUGUGCCAUACGUGACACAACGCUUAGUACCGAUAUAGGAAAUUUCUUACCGGGAACAUGUCCGUCUGAUAUAAUUAAAGCAAAUAUUCACACAAAAAAAGGCAAACAAGAAAAACGUUUUCUUAAACGAACACAUUUUGAACAAUUUAAUUGGCUUCAUUAUUCAACUGCAAAAGGAGGUUUAUUUUGUAAGUACUGUGUUUUAUUUGCCGACAAGGGCGGUAAAGAUAAAAAUGUGACAUUAAACAAAUUUGUGAACUUUCCAUUAAAUAAAUAUGCCAAAAUAUUAGGUGUAGAUGGAGAUUUUCAAUCACAUAGUAGGCAUUUAUACCACAAAAAUGCAAUGCAAGUACCUAUUGAUUUCUUAGACCGUUACAAAAAUCCUCAAAAAGAAAUAAUUAACUUAAUGAGUACACAACGAAUGCAACAAAUAACUGAAAAUCGCGAGAGGCUCAGACCAAUUAUUGAGUGUAUUAUAUUUUUGGGACGCCAAAAUUUAGCAUUUAGAGGACACCGCGAUCAAGGUAAAUUAAAUACAAAUAUUGAUUUAUUGCCAACCAAUGAAAGUAAUUUUAGGCAAUUACUAAAAUUCAUAAUAGCUUCUGGAGAUAAAGUAUUAGAAAAACAUUUACAAACAACUAGUGCUAAAGCUACUUAUAUUUCUCACACUACACAGGAACAGUUAAUUGAGUGUUGUAAAGAAGAAAUAUUGUCACAUAUUUUAAAUAAUGUUAAGGAAUCUUGCUACUACAGUAUUAUAUUUGACGAAACAACUGAUAUUUCUCAUAUUUCACAAUUAAGUUUGUCUUUGAGAUGUGUUGAUAAAGUUAAUAAUGUUCAUGAACAGUUUAUUGGUUUUAUAAAUUGUCAUGACUAUGUUUAUGAUAAACUUACUGAAAAUAAUGUAGAACCAAAAUUAACCGGAAUUGUUCUGGGAAAUGCUGUUGUAUCAAUCAUGAAAGACAUGUCGUUAGACUUAAAUAACUGUGUAGGGAUUGGAACCGAUGGGUGCUCAGUCAUGACAUCUGUAACACGUGGAGCAGUUGCUGAAAUUCAGAAAACCUGUCCCAAUGCUGUUUACAGUCCAUGUUCAAACCAUGCAUUGAACUUGAGCAUCUCAAAGUCAUCUAAUGUGCAGUUAGUUAGAAACUCUAUGGGCAUCAUAAAAGAAGUAUUAUCUUUUUUUAAUACAUCUUCCAAAAGAAGUUUUGUUUUAAAAAAUUGUCUUAAAGGCUCUAAACGUUCUAUUACUGGAUUAUGUGAAACACGAUGGGUCGAACGCCAUGAGUGUAUUUUUGAAUUUCAAUUGUGCUUAUCAGAAAUAAUUGACAGUUUGACUUAUAUAUCUGAAUGA
Aphis gossypii (cotton aphid) is the source of this 1539-nucleotide messenger RNA. Its product is annotated as 52 kDa repressor of the inhibitor of the protein kinase-like. The transcript has 2 exons. Lineage: Eukaryota; Metazoa; Arthropoda; Insecta; Hemiptera; Aphididae. The coding region runs from base 1 to 1539 and encodes 512 amino acids. The record is from RefSeq and is a predicted model, not a curated record.